AUGAAUAGUCUUAAGCCUUUGAAUAAGAAUGCAAGUGCUCAGAUUGAGCUGACCAAACUGGUGUCAAAACGCUGGUGUGUUGAUUUCAAUUCUCGCUCGCGAACCGGUCUCACUACUAAUGGACCUUGCGAACAAUCGAUUCAGCCCGUAGGUUUUAGCGACAGAACUUUUCCCCACUCUGAGACGCGUGAGCAGGAUCCGCAGUUGAAGGUUAAGCGGAGCUGGGAUAUUGCUUUGGGUCCUCUCCGUCAGAUUCCAAUGAACCUUUUUAUCAUGUGGAUGACCGGAAACUCAAUUUCGAUUUUUCCGAUAAUUAUGGUCUACAUGAUGUUUACACGGCCCAUACAAGUGCUCUUUUCAAUGCAAACAACUCUUCAAAUGAUUGAAGGUGAGCAGGCUCCAAUCCAAUGCCUUGUUUUCAUUUUGGGGAAUCUUCUAAUGGUUGCUAUGGCUAUAUACAAAUGCCAUAAUAUGGGUCUUCUU
This is a messenger RNA of Hydatigera taeniaeformis, 483 nucleotides long. The record is from the annotation of a GenBank genome assembly. NCBI's taxonomy places the organism in Eukaryota, Metazoa, Platyhelminthes, Cestoda, Cyclophyllidea, Taeniidae.